Molecule: messenger RNA, 1152 nt
Organism: Didymodactylos carnosus
Lineage: Eukaryota; Metazoa; Rotifera; Eurotatoria; Philodinida; Philodinidae
Source: the annotation of a GenBank genome assembly
GAACAUAAAACAUAAAAAGUCAUCGAAAUCGAACUGUCCUUCUGCCGCACAACCAACUUCUGGUCCUGAACCAACAUUAUCAAUAACAUCAAGAAAUUAUCAAAAUCAAAAAGCAGAGAAGCUUCGAUUAUACCAAAUAACAAUGCUACAUGAAUUGGGUAUAAAUAACUAUAGAAAACACUCCAAAUAAUUACAUCCUAGGUUUGUUCGAGGGGACUGGAAACUAAUACGUUUGCUCGAACAAAUUUGCGAUAAUUCAUAUUAGAAGAUGCGAAAUGUGAUUUUUAUUUAGUUGAUAAUCAUCUAAUUAAUAUUGACGAUUUAUUAGAGAUAAUUGUAUGCAUGCCUGAUAUAAAUCAACAGUACAUCGAUCGUUAUCGUCAACGAUAUCGACGACGAUUUGAAAUUGUAAAUGAUCUUGCCAGUGUGGACAAACGGGUUGAAGUUGAAAAAACGCAGACUGUCCAAUUGCCAGAACCACUUUUAAUAUUUGUAUUAGAGCAGCAGCUGAAAAGUGAUAUUUCUGCCAAAGACCGUGGAACGCCUGUCUUAGCGAUACAACUAGAUCAGUACAAAGUAUUAAAAUUAAUAGAAGAAUAUAGAGAAUUCAAUGAAGAUUUGAGAAACACUAAUUUAUUUCCUCUUAAAAACUAUGUCGAACAGUGUGAAGCAAUAACCAGUGCCGAUCCGUACAAUCGAAAAGAAAUACAACUAAAGGAUAAUCUUGAAAUGAUGAAAGACAUUGACCAGUUAGACACCAGUAUUCAUGCUACACUAAUCAAUGAAUACACAGACUAUGUAAAUACAAUACUCCUCUCCACAACUGCGCCAGUACGCGUAGUACGAUUAACGGACAUACUAGAUAUAAUCAGAGAACGUGUGUCGAUGACAAAAUAUCAUAGGCUCAGUUCGCCGCCAUUUAAGGCAGGUGAUCAAAGUUCAGUCGAAAGAUUUAAAUCAAAUUUAUUCACUUAUUUACCUGCAAUUAUUCGUGGGAUACUGAAAAAUAAACCUGUGAACCACAUAUCUGAAUUGCUCACCUUUCCAAAAGAACCAUUAAAAGAGGGUGAAAGACGAAAAUUUCGAUUGUUUCGUUUUGAAAUCAAAGAAGAUGAAUCAGAUAUAGCCCAAUUAGUGCCCGAUACUCCUUGA